Thalassophryne amazonica is the source of this 1548-nucleotide messenger RNA. RefSeq names its product nerve growth factor a (beta polypeptide) (gene ngfa). The transcript has 3 exons. Lineage: Eukaryota; Metazoa; Chordata; Actinopteri; Batrachoidiformes; Batrachoididae. The record is from RefSeq and is a predicted model, not a curated record. Gene Ontology annotation, biological process: nerve growth factor signaling pathway; neuron projection morphogenesis; positive regulation of collateral sprouting. The coding region runs from base 263 to 1111 and encodes 282 amino acids. Gene Ontology annotation, molecular function: nerve growth factor receptor binding; growth factor activity.
AGACAGACAGAAGUGGAUGGCCCAGGACCUGGAGUCAAAGCUUUAAAAGCAGCUUCCGGAGUUUGGGAUAAUUCUGAAGAGUGAGGUGGAAUAUAUCAAGUUCUCACUCACUGGGGAGCAGAAAGAGGAAGCACAACAAGGUGGGCUGUGGUUCACGGGGUCCAGAUGGUAGGCAUGUGGGGCCCGGCCUGCACUGGAGUCUGGCUAUAGAGUCCACAGGGGCUCACACUUCAACUGGACACAUUCCACAGGACGUGUGCCCAUGAGGUCGUCAUCACUGGUCCUGCUCCUCCUGAUCGGCGUCCAGGCUGUACUGAACAUGGGAGGUGGAUGGGCUCGGGCAGCCAACCACAAAGCAGGACAGCAGAUGACAGCCAAUCACAGAUCAGGACAUCAGCCGACAGCAGCUGGGGACCGCCUCUCUGAACACCAGUCUUCACAAGAGCACCACAGGACCCGGCGAACCCACCGCGCAGCUUCACACUCCCAGCCAGCUACAUCAGAUUUACCCUCCGACCCCUCCAUUCCAGCAGUGGACCCCAAGCUGUUCUCGAAGAAACGUUACAGAUAUUCACCCCGUGUUGUUUUCAGUGAGGUGCCCCCAUCUCAUGAUGCCCUCGAGGGAGAGGGCUAUGACACUGAGGGGGUGAGAGGGGUGAGGGUACGGCGCAGGGCAGGGUCUCACCCCAUGCACCGAGGAGAGUACUCAGUAUGUGACAGCAUAAACAACUGGGUGGGCAACAUGACCAAAGCCACAGACCUAGCGGGGAAUGAGGUCACAGUGUUGCCCAACGUUACAAUCAACAAUGUGGUGAAGAGACAGUUCUUCUACGAGACCACCUGCCGGUCCCCCACGCACAGGGGCUCCGGGACUACCAGUGGGGGAAAGUCAGGGGGCCGAGGUGGAAAAUCAGGCUCCAAAUCAGGCAUUUCAGGUUGUCUGGGCAUCGACAGUCGCCACUGGAACUCCUACUGCACCAACACACACAUAUUCGUAAGCGCCAUGACCACCUUCAAGGAACGGACAGCCUGGCGUUUCAUCCGGAUCAACGCCGCAUGUGUGUGUGUUCUAAGCCGGAAGUCUUGGGGGGGACGAACUCCGAGGGGCUAAUGGGGGAGGACAACUCCUGACCACUGAACUAUAAACCAAACACAUAUUUCUCAUAAACAGCAGCUGCAGCUUUAUUGCCAAUACUGUAACCCCCCCAACCCCCAGCUCCAAAUACACAGUCACAGACACACAACCACACAACACAGCCUUAAACAUCAUCACCUCCAAAGCUUUCACAACAGACACACAACAUCCAUCUAUCCAAACCCUUUGCCCCCCCCCCCCCCCCCCCCCCCCCCCGACCCUACCUCAGCCCGAGAAGUCCUGGUUGUUUUAAAUUAUGAGGACCGCAUGUCAUAUUUAUGGUUUAUACAGUCAAAUAUGAAAAUAUAUACGGUAUGUGUGUGUAUAUACAAAAUGAAAUCAAGCUUUUAAUGUUGUUAUUGUUGUUGUGUUGUUCAUGUUGUUAUUUAUUAAACACCUCAGUACUUACCUGG